This is a messenger RNA of Adineta steineri, 690 nucleotides long. NCBI's taxonomy places the organism in Eukaryota, Metazoa, Rotifera, Eurotatoria, Adinetida, Adinetidae. The record is from the annotation of a GenBank genome assembly.
AUGGGUGCAAGUGGAACAAAAGAACCGCCACGUAAUAUAUCAUUUGAAAACCAACUUCUUAUGACUGAAGCUGCAUUACAACAGCUUCAAUCAUCCGUUGGUAAAAGUGUUCCACAAGCCGUAAAUACACGUACACCAGGUAUUGAUUCAUCAACAUCAACAACAACAACAAUAUCAAGAGAAUCAAAUAAUAAUAAUAUACCAUUACCAAAAAUUGAUACAAAUGGUACAGUUGAAACAUGGCGUGCAUUAGCAUCAUCAGUUAAUGAUACUGAAUUGCAACGUUUAAGACAAGAAUAUAAAGAAAAAUUACUUGAACAAGAACGAUAUAAUCGUGAAAAAUUAAAUUUAACAAAAGAAAAUUUAGCUGCUGAAAUUGAAAAAGUUGAAAAAAAAUUUUCCAAAUAUAUUUAUUCACCUAUAUGUGAAAUAGAACGUUCAGAAAUUGAACAAUGUUAUUUAGCUAAUCCAAAACAAGUUUUAACAUGUUCAAUAAUAGCUGAAAAAUUUAUUAAAUGUGUUCAACAACAUCGUGAACAAUCAUUACAAAUUUAUCAUACACCCACACCAACACAAUCAUCAACUACCAACGAAAAUCCUCAAUCAACUACAAAGGAAAGUCCUCAACAACAUACAUAUGCUGAUCCACUUACAUCAAAAACAUCUGCAACUGCUGAUGCUGCUAACUGA